AUGGAACAAAAGUUUCCCCACCAAAUUACGAGCUACGCUGUCUUAAUGUUUGAAAAGGGAAACGACAGCGGUGCUUUUUUCCUCCAUUGCUUAGAAGGACCAGCGCGUACUGGACAUCCGGGGCGCUGGAGGGCACGUUGUUCAGCUCACCUCCGCAGCCCAACCCUACAGUACCAGCGGUCCCUGCCGGCAGCCGAGGGGCCGGAGAAGUUCAGUAACUCGCCCGGACUCACCCAGGAAGUGGCGUGGCUGCCGAGGCCGAAGACCACCCAGGCCCUCCCUCCGCCCGCGUGGCCAAAGCAAGAAGUCGCCCGAGAAGGCGCCCCGCCCUCGGCAAACUUGCUCUCUCCAGAGUUGCUGCCCCCGGCCCCGCACGUCGGGUGGACAGGGGGCGACCCGUCCCAAAUCGGGUGCCCCAAGACGCCACGAGGGGCGGGGCCGCGCCCCCAGACUGCGCGACUGAGCGGGGCGGCCAGUGGGCUUUCGGUCUUUGCGGCUGAUCCGGCCGAACACCACCAGGCAAAGGCGCAGCGCCACCCGCCCGCCCGCCGGACAGUCCCAGACCGCCGAAGCCUGGCGCCCAAGCGUCCCUUCGCGCCGCCCGCGGCCCGACACGCAACCACAAACCUGGAGCCUCAGCCGUUCUCGAGCGCGGCUCGGGACCGGGAAAGAAGGCGGCGGGCCGGCCGGGGGCGCAGAGGGUCGCGGGUGGGCGGCCUCACCACGGCCUGCAACGCGCCUGGGGUACCGCCUGUACCCCGCAGCCGCGGAGCCUUGUGCAGCACCCUGGAAAUGGGGGGCUGGGGGGCGUCUGCCGCCCCGGGGAGGGGGGCGCGCCGGGGAGGCCGGGCCGCUGCGGCCGCGCCCAUAGGUCCCGGGAGCCGUCCGUCAGCGCGGGCCCCCGCCCCCUCCCGGGACGCCCCGCCCCGUCUCGUGCGGCGCCGACCGGAAGGAAGCAGCCCACUUCCGGUCUCCAGAACGUCCUAGCCUGUGGGAUACAGCUAUCUCCACGGCACCCGGGACCCCGGGAAGAGCACUGGACUCGUGCUGCAGACCGCAGGGCCGGAGGCCAGCUUCCCCCACGCAUAUGUCCAUCACCCCGGGACCAGAGCGAGCGAUGGUGUUUGUCAUGUUUCAACAUGA
This is a messenger RNA of Bubalus bubalis (water buffalo), 1143 nucleotides long. RefSeq names its product translation initiation factor IF-2-like. NCBI's taxonomy places the organism in Eukaryota, Metazoa, Chordata, Mammalia, Artiodactyla, Bovidae. Gene Ontology annotation, molecular function: phosphatase activity. The coding region runs from base 1 to 987 and encodes 328 amino acids. The record is from RefSeq and is a predicted model, not a curated record. Gene Ontology annotation, biological process: dephosphorylation. The transcript has 2 exons.